Messenger RNA from Melopsittacus undulatus (budgerigar), 3985 nucleotides. It is a transcript of the gene BMPER, whose product is annotated as BMP binding endothelial regulator. The transcript is spliced from 15 exons. Gene Ontology annotation, molecular function: protein binding. The record is from RefSeq and is a predicted model, not a curated record. The coding region runs from base 183 to 2222 and encodes 679 amino acids. Gene Ontology annotation, cellular component: extracellular region. NCBI's taxonomy places the organism in Eukaryota, Metazoa, Chordata, Aves, Psittaciformes, Psittaculidae.
GGCGCUGACAGUCGCUUUCCCAGCACCCACAGUCCCCUCCCCCGGUGCCGCCGUGGGGUGGGACUCCCCGGCGGGCCACUGUCUACCGUCCUGCUACCCUUACCCACCCCACCGGGGUCGGUGCUGGGCCGGGCUCCCCCACCCGACGGCGCGUCCCCGGGACAGCGGCUCCUUCCGGGACGAUGCCCCGGCGGCUCGGCGGGGGCUGGCCGGUGGCUCCAAACCUCUUCCCGACCGCCGCUGUCUUCCUGGGCGCGUUCUGCUUCCCCGGGGCGCUGACCUCCUCCCUGCUCACAGGAUCCGUUGCAAAAUGUGAAAAUGAAGGGGAAAUUCUGCAGAUACCGUUUAUCACAGACAACCCCUGUAUAAUGUGUGUUUGCCUGAAUAAGGAAGUGACAUGCAAAAGGGAGAAGUGUCCAGUGCUCUCCAAGGACUGUGCUCUCGUCAUUAAGCAGAGAGGAGCUUGCUGUGAGCGUUGCAAAGAUUGCAGUUUUGGAGGACAUACAUACAACAGCUCUAUGAAAUGGCACCACCCCAGCAAUCCCUGUGUUACAUACCAGUGCCAGGAAGGAGUGAUAGUAGAAUCAGAGGUACAGUGUGUUGUCCCUUGCAAAAAUCCUACCAAACUCAUGGGAAUGUGUUGUCCUGUGUGUCCAGGUUGUAUAUUUGAAGGGAGACUUUACAAUGAAGGAGAAGAAUUUAGGCCUGAAGGAAAUAAAUGUACCAAGUGCUCUUGUAUUGGUGGCCGGACACAGUGCAUUCGAGAAGUCUGCCCCAUUCUCUCCUGUCCCCAGCACCUCAGUCACAUUCCUGCUGGACAGUGUUGCCCCAAAUGCUUAGGACAGAGGAAAGUGUUUGACCUCCCAUUUGGAAGCUGUCUCUUUCACAGCAACGUGUAUGAUAAUGGGUCUUCAUUUAUUUAUGACAACUGCACAGUGUGUACAUGCAAGGAUUCAACAGUGAUAUGUAAGAAGAGGUGCUUACUUCCUGGUGAAUGCAAUAAAAACAAAGACCACUGCUGCAAGGAGUGUGUCUCAUAUCUCUCUCCUGAGGAAGUGAGAAUGUGCAAGUUUGGCAACAAGAUCUUCCAGGAUGGAGAGAUGUGGUCCUCUGUGAACUGCACCAUCUGUGCUUGUGUAAAAGGCAAGACAGAGUGUCGCAAGAAGCAGUGCAUUCCAGUCAGCAGCUGUCCUCAUGGUAAAAUCCUGAACAGGAAAGGAUGCUGUCCUAUUUGCACUGAAAAGCCUGGCGUUUGCACUGUAUUUGGAGACCCUCACUACAACACUUUUGAUGGACGGACAUUUAACUUUCAGGGAACAUGUCAGUACGUUUUGACGAAAGACUGCUCCUCCUCUGCCUCGCCCUUUCAGGUGCUGGUAAAAAACGAUGCCCGUCGGACCCGUUCUUUCUCCUGGACAAAGUCAGUGGACCUUGUGUUGGGCAGAAGCACUAUCAGCCUCCAGCAGCACCUCACAGUGAAGUGGAAUGGGACCCGCAUCUCCCUACCUUGCAAGACACCACAAUUUCAGAUCGAUCUGGAUGGUUAUUUGUUGAAAGUGACAACCAAAGCAGGCUUGGAAAUCUCAUGGGAUGGAGACAGCUUUGUGGAAGUCAUGGCUGCGCCUCAUCUGAAGGGCAAGCUCUGUGGUCUGUGUGGCAACUACAAUGGGCACAAGCGAGAUGACCUGAUCGGGGGGGACGGGAACUUUAAGUUUGAUGUGGAUGACUUUGCCGAGUCCUGGCGUGUGGAGGCCAAUGAGUUCUGCAGCCGCCCGCAGAGAAAACCUCUGCCUGAGCUCUGUCAUGGGACGGUCAGGGUGAAACUCCGAGCCCAUCGGGAAUGCCAGAAACUGAAAGCAUGGGAGUUCCAGAGCUGUCAUUCAACCGUGGAUUAUACCACAUUUUACCGGUCCUGUGUGACUGACAUGUGUGAGUGCCCGGUUCAUAAAAACUGCUACUGCGAGUCAUUCCUGGCGUAUGCCCGAGCCUGUCAGAGGGAAGGGCUCAAAAUCCACUGGGUACCAGAGCAGAACUGUGCAGCAACUCAGUGUAAACACGGUGCAGUCUAUGAUACGUGUGGUCCAGGAUGUGUCAAGACAUGUGACAACUGGAACGAGAUUGGCCCAUGCAACAAGCCCUGUGUUGCAGGAUGCCACUGUCCAGCAAAUUUAGUUCUUCACAAAGGAAGAUGCAUCAAGCCAGUCCUGUGCCCACAGCGAUGACAUUAGUUCUCUUCCCAUGGACAUUAAUGCGAGUGGUCACUGACCCCUUUGAUGCUCACAGUCAGUGAAGGACUCCAGAUGUUUAUGUGCAGAUACUGCAAAAUACACGUCUACUCACAGAGUGUAAAUAUGCUCCUAUGUGUGUAUUUAUGUGUUUAUGUAUACACACAUGGCACCUAGAAAGAUAUAUAAAUGUAUACUGUGUGUAUGUACAUACACAUAUCUAUACACAAGUGCCCUAAAACGUAAGUACAACCCAUAUAUUUAUAUAUAUGUCCACACACUCAAAUAUACAUCAUUUCUAUAUAUCAUAGAAGGAUGAAUUAUUAUAUGUAUAUUUUUUGCUAUAAAGUUUAUGUAUUAUUAUUUCUAGGACCAUGAUCUGUAAGUCAUUGUUUAAAUAAACCAGGUGUUUUUAAUAUAAUAUACUGGCAUGAAAAGAUUGGAUGACUUUGCCAUUGCAUAAAUUUGACGUUUCCAAGGAAACUUUUCUAGGGCCAUAGCACUGCCAGACUGGAUUAGUUUCAACACAGAACCUGGAUUUACAGUUGUACAGGAAACACAUUUCUCUGGAGAUGGAGGAUUUAUCUAGGAAUAUUUCAUGCGUACCUUAGAGCUGCAUAGCGAUUGGUGACAGUGCUUAAUCAGGCAGAGAAAGCUGGGGAUUGGCUUUUAUGCUUUACUGAAAUUACUGUGCAAAAUGAUUUCCAAAGCUGGUUGGCCAGCUGCCAGCAGAGAGAUAUUUCUUUCUGGAACAGCACCAAAGAGUCAGGGGCCAGACUUUCAAAAGUGUUCGGCACCCAGCAGCUCGCUUUGAAAACCUGACCACUUCCCAUUUCAUAUCCUAAUGCCCCGUCUCUGCUGUUGUGUUUGGCAGUAGCUGUGAAUACACAAUAAGGAGCUUGAAGAAAACAGUCAUGUACACAUUAGCCCCUUUAACAUGUUUCAAACUGCUGGGUUUGUUUCAUAUUUCACCCAAAUAUUAUGCAGAGAGCAAAUCCCACUGUGAAUUGAAGUGUUUGAUUUCAGCGUGCCUUAAAACAUGAAAUAAUGCCGGGUUUAGUAGCUCAUUUCAUUUAUCAGGAUGGUUUAGAAGAAAGACAAAUUCACCCCAGCAAAAAAACAGUAAAGAAUGUCAAAUGCUAAUUGGAAAACUGCAAUUUAUUUCCUCACUGGUCUUUUGCUUGAGGUUUAUGAACAUGUGGGCUCUGUGAAGUUUGCAUGACUUUUGAAGUCUCCCAGGGGAGAAGCAAUAAUAUGGGAUUUCAUUAGAAACUGUUAAAAAAGCCAUACAACUUUCUCAAGCCUAGAGGAGAGGGGGGGAGGGUGUCGUGCUAUUUUUUUUUCCACUGGAAAACCUCUUGUAGAGCCUGAUAGAAUGGUCUCUGGAGAUGACAGAAAUCUUUGGGCAUCUGAUUUAGGUUUAUAAUGAAGUAAUAUCCUCCCACAUAGCUACUUCUGUUAUGCCUUGUGUUGAAAUUGCACAUUGUAAUGCUUUGAACAGUUUUCUCCUUCCAUUCUUCACUCUCCAGGAAGUUUUGCAGGGUCUGAGUUUACAGUGAGUGAGUGGGUGCAACACAUUUGUGUUGUACAAUCUGCCUGCAGUCCCAUCCUGGAGGAGGAUGCUAAGUGAGACCGGUUAGUUUAGGUACCACGCUAACCAAGAUGCUGCGCCAUCACAGUGUUAAAGAGAGCUGGGCAAAUAAUGCCAGGAGUGUUCUGUGGAUCUUUAUCCACAUCUUAAAUAAACUCAGCUUGAUCUU